Austrofundulus limnaeus is the source of this 1047-nucleotide messenger RNA. It is a transcript of the gene sco2, whose product is annotated as synthesis of cytochrome C oxidase 2. Gene Ontology annotation, biological process: mitochondrial respiratory chain complex IV assembly. The record is from RefSeq and is a predicted model, not a curated record. Lineage: Eukaryota; Metazoa; Chordata; Actinopteri; Cyprinodontiformes; Rivulidae.
CCGGCAGCACAGGUUGGGUUGUUGUGGACUGAACAGUCGGACAUGUUGGGCUCCAGGUGCAUUGUGGGUAAUUAUCUGCAUGUGGGAGGAAGCGUCAUGCUGCGUCUUCAAAGGCUUUGUCAAAAGGAAGGCCCUCGGCCGACCCACAACCACUUCCUGUGUCUGAAAGCACGGCCUCCACAGAUGACCCAGAAGCGGUUCUUGUCUCAGGGUCCAGACCCGUCCAGCUCACGGGUCUCCAUGAACCUGAGGAACCGGAUGCUGAUCUCCAUGCUGGUUGGUGGUGGUCUUCUGGGGGCCUGGUGGUACGUGGACUUGGAGAAGCAGCAGAAGAUCCGGACCCAGCGGGUCAAGCAGCUGAAGAAGGCAGCUGUGGGUCAGGGAACCUUCAGUCUUCUGGACCACACGGGCCGGCGCCGGACCAAGCAGGACUUCCUGGGCAGCUGGGUUCUGAUCUACUUUGGGUUCACUCAUUGUCCCGACAUCUGUCCUGACGAGCUGGACAAGCUGUGUGCCGUGGUGUCCGCUCUGGACCAGGACCCCUCACUGCCCCGGGUCCAGCCGCUCUUCAUCACCGUGGACCCGGAGCGCGACGACGUGCCGGCGCUGGCCCGCUACGUGAAGGACUUCCACCCCCGUCUGAUUGGACUGACGGGAACACCAGAGGAAGUCAAGCAUGCGGGACAGGACUACAGGGUCUACGCCAACCAUGGACCCAAAGACCAGGAUGGAGACUACAUUGUGGAUCACACCAUCCUGGUGUACUUAGUGAGUCCUGACGGGCUCUUUCUGGACUAUUACAACAGAAUGAAGAACCAGGACCAGAUCCAGGACAGUAUCAAGAACCACAUCAAGAACUAUGUCAGACUUUAGAGACCAGAACCAGAUCAGGAAGUCCAAAUGAAGCCAGAUGUUUUUCUCCUCUGUAAAUAAAAAACWAUCGUUUCUUCUCUUCUUUGAUCUGUAAACCCUUUGAUCUUUAACUGAUCCUUCUCCCAUUUUUAGAGUAUAAAAUAAAUACAGAAGCAACAUCUGAGUUUUCUUUUU